AUGAUUACCACAUCGGUCACAGACAUUCAGGAUCAAGAGGAGACUCUGCAGGAGCUGAAGAGGAGGAUGGGGGAGGUGCAGAGAGAGAGGGAGAGAGACGGGGAGGCACUACGACGUCAGACCAGCGAACUGGGCUACAUCACAGAGAGAGAGGAGAGAAUGAAGAAAGAACUAGAGACCGCCCUACAGAGAGUCAAGACUCUAGAAACCAACAUAGAGUCUGAGAGAGCUGCUCACCUGGAGUCUAAAUUCAACUCUGAGAUCAUACAGCUGCGUAUCCGUGACCUGGAGGCAGCUCUACAGGUGGAGAAGUGUAGCCAGGCUGAAGCCGUGUCCAGUCUGGACAUGGUCAAACAACAGUUCAGAGAGGUGGAGCGAGCCUACGGCAUAGAGAGAGACAGGGCACGGGACUCUACUGGCAGACUGGCACAGCUGGAGAAGGACUACCUGAGUUCUAAGGCAGAGUUGAGUGCAGAGUUGGAGAAGGAGAGAAGAACUGCAUCACAAGUCCGAGACCAACUACAGGAACUACACACGCUACAUACACACAGCCUGACACAGCUGGACAUGGCUCGUAAGCGUCAGGUGUUGCUGGAGGAGGAAUUUGAGAGCUAUCUUAGAGAUUUACAACAGCUACUGCAACUACACACCGCUGUAGGACAACUCACCACAGAAGAGCCUGUUGGAGAGGGAAGAAAGCACAGCCCCUCUACUAUCAUGAACAUGCUGGGGACAACCCUGACUACAUACCAGACCACCCUGGACCAGACUACUACAGAGGUCCUGGAUCAGCAGAAACAGUCAGAGAGGCUGGUCCAGGAGGUUCAGUCCAACCAGCGACUGAUGUCAGAACAGAAGAGUCACUUAGAGGAGCUCCGUGCAGCGCUGUCUGACUGUAACGUAGAGUUACAGCGUCUGAGAUCCCUGUGUUCUGAAAAGACGCUCCAGACCAACCGACUACAGACCGACCUACAGACGUCCCAGCAACACUGGGAGAGGGAGAGAGAAAGGGAGAAGCAGAGAGAAGGAGAGAGGGAGAAAACGAGGGAGAAGCAGAGGGAAGGAGAGAGGGAGAAGGAGAGAGAGAGGACCGUGGAGUUGCAGGCAGAGGUUCAGCGGAUCAGACAACUCAAUCAGAAAGAUUCUCAGGAGAAGUUGUCGUUCCUUCACGGUCUGUUCCAGCGUCUGUUGGCGGGCUGCGUCCUCGUCUCCCAGCCGCAAUGCAUCCUGGGUAGUUUCUCCUGGGCGGAGCUCUGUGAUGUCAUAACGGAACACGUCGACACUCUCACCUCUGACCUUACACGCGCCAACGAGAGGGUGUCCCACCUGCAGGCUGUGUGUGAGAGUAACAGUGUGUGUGUAUCUCAGCUGCAGCAGAGCCAGGAAGGGGUGUUAGUGAGAAUAGAGGAGACAGUGAAACAGAGAGAAGAGACCUGGACAGCACAGAGACAUGAGAUGGACCAACAACACACACACACUGUUACACUGUUACAGGGGAAGAUACAGAUGUUCGGUGCUCAGCUUGAGGAGGCCCGUCAGAGACUAUCCUCACUAGAGAAAGAACGCAUCCAGCUGACCAAUGACCUCGCCAUGCUCCAGAAAACCCUAACCCAGUCUGACCUCCAGGGGUCAACCCUGCUCUCAGCCUGCACCCUACUGGCUGGGGCGCUCACACACCUCACACACGCCACACACACACUCCGCACACAGAAAACUCUCCUCGCACGCCGCUUGGCGGAGCGAGAGGGCCUAGAGAUGGAGGUUAGAACGCUUGUACAAGCUCUAGGGGAGGGAAGAGGAGAGGGGGAUGAGGAGAGGAAGGGAGGAGGGGUGAAGAGGUGGAGAAGGUGUGUGGUGUGUGUGAUAGCUGUGAACAGGUUGUGUGUGUUGGGACGGGGGAGCAGACUGGUGUUUAGGGUGGGUGGGCAGAGGUACCCCUCUAUAGGAGUUUGUGUUUCAGUCGUCCCUCCUCUGGAGGAGAGGGAGAAGGACUCAACACCGCCACCUAAAGGUGAAGAGGAUAAUAACGAUGAAGGGAGAGGAGGACUGUGUGUGAGGUGGCUUCGUCGUAAAGAUAUCUCCUUCUUCAUCAUGUCUUCCAUGGCUGAACUACAAGAGGCCUUAGAGCACACAGUAUCUUCCUCUCGGGUGGUAUUGUCUGCUGCUCGUAACAGUCUAUCCCGCCUCCUGGACCACCUCCUCACCCCCUCAGACCGAGGGUCCCAUCUCACACCCUAUAGCGUGAACAAGGGUUCUCUGGUUAGUAGGCUGGGACAGGGCUUACACCGACUCACGGCCAAACAGAUGAGCAAUAAGUGUCUGGUGGUUUCGCUGCAGCAACACUUCCUGGUUUUCACCCACCGGCUGCACUCCGCUGAGGUGGAGAGGCGGAGCCUGAGGUUAGAGGUCGCACGCCUCAAACGUGUCACCAAGGGCGAUCGAGGACCGUGCCACCUGGUGCCGGCAGAGCGGUUUGGCAGUGUGUGUGAGGAGUUGAGACAGGCCUUACAGAGAGAGGAGCAGGCUCAGGGUCUCCUGAGACAACAGUCUGACCAGCUACACACACUGGGGUUACGCAUGGACACACAUUGUGGAGAAGAGAGAGAGAGAGAACAGACACUCUCACAGGCCGUACAGAGUCUGUCAGAAGCUCGUCAGGAGGUGCGUCAGAAGGAGCAGUCUCUAAGGGUUCUGGGUAAACACCUGUCGGGCCUACAGCAGGAGAAGAAGAGUCUGGAGGAGAGUGUCAGACACGCGGAGGAUGCACUACGCAUGGCAGCCAAGCGCAAGGACUCCCUGGCCAGCUACAUGAAAGCAGUAGAGAGCAGCUACAGAGAGGUCAGAGACCGUAUCGUCCAAUCACGAUCCACCUCCACUGACAAGGACCUCCCUCUGCAGUUACCAAGAGUGCACCUGGAUCUGACCGGACCAGAGAGGUUGCUGGGAGGGCCGGACGUGGCCGCCUGUCAGAGCCUGGUGGGGACGUUCUCUGAGUUAUACCACGCAGCGUUCUCCAGGAUUGGCUCGAUGGAGAGGGAAAUCUCCGCCCACCAAAGCCAUGUCUCCGCCCUCCGGAAUGAACUACACGAUGCCUGUCUCAGGGAGGACCUCUGUUUCAUCCCUGUGUGCGAUUCUCAAUCGUCAAUGACCCCUCACCCAGACGACCUCUGUCAACUCGUCGUUGACCCUGAAGCCCCUCCUACCGAACGCACCAACGUUCUGCUGAGGGAGGCAACGGGCAAACCCAACCCUACCCCCUCCCUCGCUCCCUCCCUCCCCUUGUCAGACCCCCUUAAAAAGGCUAAGGGCAGUAAGAAGGUACCCAAGAAGACUCGGUCUGUAUCUGUUAUGUCCAAGAUACCCCCAGUGCAUCUCCACAUAGACACAAGACAGACUGAUGCCUAA
Molecule: messenger RNA, 3405 nt
Organism: Oncorhynchus gorbuscha (pink salmon)
Lineage: Eukaryota; Metazoa; Chordata; Actinopteri; Salmoniformes; Salmonidae
Product: coiled-coil domain-containing protein 171-like
Exons: 23
Coding region: 1-3405 (1134 amino acids)
Source: RefSeq, a predicted model, not a curated record